Messenger RNA from Hibiscus syriacus, 862 nucleotides. RefSeq names its product protein EMBRYONIC FLOWER 1-like. Gene Ontology annotation, biological process: negative regulation of flower development; shoot system development; negative regulation of DNA-templated transcription. NCBI's taxonomy places the organism in Eukaryota, Viridiplantae, Streptophyta, Magnoliopsida, Malvales, Malvaceae. The record is from RefSeq and is a predicted model, not a curated record. Bases 266 to 835 code for a protein of 189 amino acids. The transcript is spliced from 4 exons.
UCUCUAUUUCUCUCUCUAAAAUAAUCGAAAAACCUCUUCUUUGUUCAGCUAGGGUUUCUCAAAACUUCGCACUCAAAUUAUACACGACGAGCUUCAGAUCUCUCCUGAAAGAUCUAAUCUUCUUCUCUCUCGAUCAAUGUUCUUUCUUUUGAUACCGUUUUCUCGACUGGCCGUGAAGAAUCGAAGCUGGGUUGGUUUUGAAUUUUCUUAGCAGGUACCUAACACAGAUAAAUAAGGUUUCAUCAAUUAGUUAGUCAUAUAUAGCAUGGAGACAACUGCUGCGGCCAAGGGAACUCAUCACAGUUGCAGUUCUAAUCUCAUUGACUCAAUAUCCAUAGAUCUCAUUAAUGCUAUCGAUGACAUUGAUACUAGGAAGUGUGAACAUUUUUCUAUCCGUGGAUAUACAUCUGAGAUGCGCAAGAAAGACUGGAAGAAAAGCUGGCCAUUUGCAUUAGAUGGUGACCAGAAUAUUUUUAAAGAACAAAUCUGUAAGCUUCCUCCUUUACUUGUUCCGAAGUUCAGAUGGUGGUGUUGCCAGCACUGUCUGCAGGAAACUGGGACCGAAAGCAGUAUAAAUGAAGAAAGAAUUGUUACUAAUAACAGUAGCAAAUUGAAAUCCUUUUGCUCUUGUUCCCAAGUGCCAUCCCGUGGGGAUGCUUUGAUGUGUUCAUCAGAUUUGCAGCAGACUGGAAAGAUUUAUGUUGACUCGAGAAAAUCUGGUGAUGUUGCUUGUUUGAAUGUUAAUAGCAGUACCUGUCAUCCUUUGGUUAGUGAUAAAAGCGAAAAGAAAGCGGCAAAUGCAGAUAUACCGAUCAUAGGUAUUUUUCUGUCUUAGCUCAAUUCUUAUAUUAUUACCACUAAA